Alligator mississippiensis (American alligator) is the source of this 2153-nucleotide messenger RNA. It is a transcript of the gene ENGASE, whose product is annotated as endo-beta-N-acetylglucosaminidase. Gene Ontology annotation, biological process: protein deglycosylation. Bases 31 to 2124 code for a protein of 697 amino acids. The transcript has 14 exons. Gene Ontology annotation, molecular function: mannosyl-glycoprotein endo-beta-N-acetylglucosaminidase activity. NCBI's taxonomy places the organism in Eukaryota, Metazoa, Chordata, Crocodylia, Alligatoridae. Gene Ontology annotation, cellular component: cytoplasm. The record is from RefSeq and is a predicted model, not a curated record.
GCGGGGCCAGCCGACCGAGGAAGCGGAGCCAUGCGGCCGGCCGGGGGCAAGCGGGCGGCCGAGGCCGAGGCGGGCCAGGGGCCGGCGGCGCAGCGGCUGCGGGGCUCCCCGUCUGCCGCCAAGGGCCAAGGCACCACCGUCGUGCACCGCACGGUCAGCUACACGCCCGAGCCCCUGCCAGCCCGGCACUUUGACACGGACACGACCGAGCCGGUCAGCUUCUACCUGUCCAGCCUGGAGGAGCUGGUGGCGUGGAAGCCCACCCGCGACGAUGACUUCAACGUGGCCGCGACGCCGCUGGCCGCGCGCCAACCUCCGCUGCACAGCAAGAGACCGCGCACGCUGGUGUGCCACGACAUGAAGGGCGGGUACCUGGAGGACAGAUUCAUCCAGGGCUCGGCCACGCGCAGUCCCUACGUGUUUUACCACUGGCAGUACAUCGACAUCUUCGUCUACUUCAGCCACCACGUGGUGACCAUCCCGCCCGUGGGCUGGACCAACGCUGCCCACAGGAACGGCGUCUCCGUGCUGGGGACCUUCAUCACCGAGUGGACGGAAGGCAAGAAGACGUGCGAGUCGUUCCUGGCCGGGCAGGCGGAGGCAUACAGCGCCGUGGCCAAGCAGCUGGCCCGCAUCGCCAGCUUCUACCGCUUCGACGGCUGGCUGGUCAACAUCGAGAAUGAGCUGAGCGAGGCGGCCGUGCGGACGCUGCCCCUCUUCCUGCGGCAGCUGAAGGAGCAGCUGGGGCGGCUGGUGCCGGGCGGGCUGGUGCUCUGGUACGACAGCGUCCUGCGGAGCGGCCAGCUCAAGUGGCAGAACGAGCUGAACGAGGAGAACAGGGUCUUCUUCGACGCCUGCGACGGGCUGUUCACCAACUACAACUGGAAGGAGGAGCACCUGGAGCGGACGCGGGCACAAGCCGGGGAGCGCUGGGCUGAUGUCUACGUGGGCAUCGACAUCUUUGCCCGCGGGGAUGUGGUGGGUGGCGGCUUCGAUACAGACAAGUCCCUGCGCCUGAUCCGCAAGCAUGGCCUCUCUGCUGCCCUCUUCGCGCCCGGCUGGGUCUACGAGCACCUGGGGGCGACGGACUUCCUGCCCAACGAGGACAAGUUCUGGGGGCUGCUGACAGAGCAGCUGUCCACGCACAGCAUCGGCACGCUGCCCUUGCACACCUCCUUCAACCUGGGCAUGGGCACCGGGAGGUUCUCCUCCGGACAGGAGGUGGUGGUCAGCCCCUGGUACAACCUGAGCGCCCAGGAGAUCCAGCCGCUGUUCACAGAGCACCGGGGGCCGGGCGGUGGGCCGCGCACACACUGCUGCCUGCGUGACGCCUGGGAGGGGGGCAGCUCCCUGCUGGUGGCGGGGGCCAUCCCGCCCGACGCUGAGCACGUGGCCGUCCGGCUCUUCUCCUUCCAGACGCCGGCCCCCCCCAAGCUGUUCCUGUCCCUGCUGUACAAGCUGGAGGAGCCGCAGGCCGGGGUCACGGUCGCGCUGGAACUCGCCACCCGGGACUCCGGCUCCUGCCGCGUUGGCGACAUUGAGCCGACCAGGCGGCACCAGCCCCGGCCCCUCCCGGGCCCCCCGCCCGGCCUGUCCACGAUGCUCAGCACCUGCGGAGAACAGAGCACCCAGGGCUGGACGAACCAGUGCUACGAGCUGGAGCUGCAGGACUGCGCCUUGCACGAGCUCUCCCUGGUGCUGGCACACCGCCCGGCCAGCCCACACGAGACCCCCUUCUCCUGCCGCCUCGGCGAGAUCUGGGUGCUGGAUGCGGAUGUGAUCCCAGCCUCCCCACCCCUGGUGCGACACCUUGAGGCCUCCCAGCUGCGAUGGCGCCGGGGUCCCGGGCCGGACGAGCUCUUGCUCAGCCUCACCCUGCGCUGGGCCUACCCGACCAGCUUGGCCCGCGGCUUCCGCAUCCACAACCAGCGGGCCGCAGAGCCGCAGCGGCUGCUGGGGCUGGCAUACGCGCCCCUGUACCGCGCGGUGGACGUGCCGGUGCCCGCGGUGGGUCCGGGACAGUCCGGCACCGUGGUGUUCCUGGUGGAGCCGGUGCUGCCCGAGGGGUUCCCGGUGGAGCCGGCGGCAUGGGGGCACCUGCUGCUGGGGUACUCCAGCCCCUGAGCCAGCCCAGUAAACGUGGCCUUGGAGCA